GGCCGCGCUCGCCACUUCCGCCCCCCGCAGCAUGGCGGCGGCCCCGGCGCCGCUCCCGGCCGCGGCCCCGCUCAGCCCGGAGGCCCCCGCGGCGCCGCCGCCGCUCAAGAGCCGCUUCCGCACCCGCGAGGGCUCGUACCGGCGCCUGGGCCCGGACCCGCGGCCCCGCGCAGGCCCCGCCGCGGCCCCGGGGCCCUCCCCGCCCGCCGCCGCCGCCGCCGCUGCUGCCGCCCCGGGGCCUGCCCCGGCACCGGGCCCCGGCGCGCUGCCGCCGGUGCGGCUGUCCAUGGUGCGGCUGGCGCUGCCCGAGCGGCCCGGGCCCGCGGCCCAGCGCAGCCGCGUCUGCUUCAACCUGGGCCGGGAGCUGCACUUCUAUGGAGGGAACGGAGCCGCGGGGAGCCGGCGGACCCUGGACCUGCACAAGCCCAUUGACAAGCGCAUCUACAAAGGGACCCAACCCACGUGUCACGACUUCAACCAGUUCACGGCCGCUGCUGACACCAUCUCCUUGCUGGUGGGCUUCUCGGCUGGGCAGGUCCAGUACCUGGACCUGGUCAAGAAGGACACCAGCAAGCUCUUCAAUGAGGAGCGCCUCAUCGACAAGUCCAAGGUGACCUUCAUCAAGUGGCUCCCAUCCACCGAGCGCCUCUUCCUCGCCUCCCACACCAGCGGCCACUUGUACCUCUACGACACCCACCAACCCUGUGGGGCCGGAGCCCCCCAAUACACCCUCUUGACCCAAGGCGAAGGCUUCAGCGUCUUCUCCUGCAAGAGCAAGACCCCCCGGAACCCCCUCCUGAAGUGGGUGGUGGGUGAAGGAGCCCUCAACGAAUUCGCCUUCUCGCCCGAUGGGCGCUCCUUGGCCUGUGUGAGCCAGGAUGGGUGCCUCCGGGUGUUCCACUUUGACUCCAUGCUGCUCCAGGGCAUGAUGAAGAGCUAUUUCGGGGGGUUGCUCUGCGUGUGCUGGAGCCCCGAUGGCCGCUACGUGGUCACGGGGGGAGAAGAUGACCUGGUGACCGUGUGGUCCUUCACCGAAGGCCGAGUGGUGGCCCGAGGCCACGGCCACAAGUCCUGGGUUAACGCUGUCGCUUUUGACCCUUUCACCGGCGCCUCCCAGACCCCCCCAAGCUCCGACGUCAGUGGGGGUGAGGAAGAUGAACCCCAAGACCCUCUUCUUCACCCCAGCCCUGCCGUCACCUACCGCUUCGGCUCCGCUGGCCAAGACACCCAGUUCUGCUUAUGGGACCUGAGCGAGGACAUCCUCUGCCCUCACCCCCCUUUACCCCGCGCACGCCCCAUCCCCAGCUCCGGAGACAGCAGCGGCAUUCCCGGUCUUCCCCGCUCCUUAUCCCGCUCCAACAGCCUCCCGCAGCCGGCAGGGACGUGCUCACCCCGUUGUCCCCAACCCGACGUCCCCGCCGCGGGUCGCUUCGCCACGCUGACGCUGCAGGAGCGCAAAGGACCUUCGGGUGCCGAGAAGGAGCACAAGCGCUACCAUAGCUUAGGGAACAUCAGUAGGAACGGGGAGAAAUCCCUCGGGAAUGCCGCCACCCGCGGCCGCCUGGAUGCGGGGAAGGUGCUGGGCACGGCGCUGUGCCCCCGCAUCCAUGAGGUGCCGCUGCUGGAGCCGCUGGUGUGCAAGAAGAUCGCCCACGAGCGCCUGACGGUGCUGCUCUUCCUCGAGGAUUGUAUCCUCACCGCUUGCCAGGAGGGGCUCAUCUGCACCUGGGCCCGGCCCGGCAAGGCUGGCCUGUCCUCGCAGAACGGCGGCUCCCCCGGUGGCACCGUGGUGUAGCUGUCACCCCGUGUCACCCCGUCUCACCCGGCGUCACCCUGUGUCACCCAUGGGUGCCACCACUCAGGACAUCCACCCAGUACUGCUGACCCCCCCGGGGGCUGUGUCACACGAUGGCCCCAGCGGGGUGGUGGCACCGGGGGGUGUCCUGUGCCUUUGUCACUUUAUGUGUGUGUCCCCCCCCCCUUAAUUUAUACUAAAGAGACUCUUUCG
Strigops habroptila (Kakapo) is the source of this 2008-nucleotide messenger RNA. It is a transcript of the gene DMWD, whose product is annotated as DM1 locus, WD repeat containing. The record is from RefSeq and is a predicted model, not a curated record. Gene Ontology annotation, molecular function: protein binding. Bases 32 to 1795 code for a protein of 587 amino acids. NCBI's taxonomy places the organism in Eukaryota, Metazoa, Chordata, Aves, Psittaciformes, Psittacidae. The transcript is spliced from 4 exons.